Molecule: messenger RNA, 1437 nt
Organism: Penicillium soppii
Lineage: Eukaryota; Fungi; Ascomycota; Eurotiomycetes; Eurotiales; Aspergillaceae
Product: proline dehydrogenase family protein
Exons: 2
Coding region: 1-1437 (478 amino acids)
Cellular component (GO): mitochondrion
Molecular function (GO): proline dehydrogenase activity; FAD binding
Source: RefSeq, a predicted model, not a curated record
AUGGGUCCCAUACUUCCCAGAAAGCCGUUAACUGCCCUCACUAGGCGCAGCUUACCAGGCAAUCUGAAUAUUUCUACAUCAUUGCGCUCUACUUCGACUCUGCAAGCACAAGCACAAGCACAGCUGAAGACAGCCCCAAGCCCCUCCUUGCCUCCCCUCUCUAUUGUGCCGGCCCGCAUCUUGCUCAGAUCGUUGCUAGUCUCUACGAUCUCAUCGAAAAGAUACCUCCUCAUUCCCGCCCUUUCGAUGAUGUCCUUCCUAUCCAAGCCUGGCAGAAGUUGGCUAUUUGAUGUCGAUCGAAACCCUAUUCUCCAUGGAGUCCUAAAGAAGACAUUCUACGAACAAUUCUGUGCUGGUGAGAAUGGAACAGAGUGCAGAUCUACGAUUCGAGAGUUGAAGAACAUGGGCUUCCAUGGUGUGAUCCUGACAUAUGCGAAAGAGACCGUUUUUGACCACAGCACUGGAUCUCAGCAUGGUCUUGGUAUUGCCGAGCUCAAAAGCGAGAGCGGGGAUGUUUCUAUCGAUGCGGCGGUUCUCCGAUGCCCCAGCAUUGAGGCAUGGCGGGAAGGAACACUUAAGACGAUUGAUAUGACAGAGGAGGAGGACUACCUCGCAGUAAAACUUACUGGUGCUGGUCCUAAAGUUACUGAUGCCUUUUUCGCUGGAGAUUUACCUCCCCAGCAGAUGAUUGAUGCAUUGAAUGAAAUAUGUACGAAGGCCAAAAACAAAAGAGUUCGCAUCCUUGUAGACGCUGAAUCCUGGCGUUUCCAAAAGGGUAUUGCGCGUGUGACCUUGGAUCUUAUGCGCAAAUACAACCGUGACGGCUACGCCACUGUCUACAACACCUAUCAGGCCUACCUCAAGAGCACACCAACAAGAUUGGCCAAAGAUCUUGCGGCAGCAAAAGACGAUAAGUUCACACUGGGACUGAAGGUCGUAAGGGGCGCAUACAUGGCCUCGGAUGAGCGAUCCCUCAUUCAUGACACCAAGGAAGACACCGAUAACGCAUACAAUAUGAUUGCCCAGGGGGCAUUGAGAAGAAACAUUGGAGAGUUUGGAGACAAAGGCAGCCGUGCUUUCCCCUUGGUGAACCUUUUCCUGGCAAGUCACAAUAAAGAAAGUGUAGUGAGUGCGCACAAUUUGCACAAACAACGUGUUAAGUCCGGAUUGCCUACCGUUCCUGUGCGAUUUGCUCAACUCCACGGCAUGUCGGAUGAGGUUAGCUUUUCGUUGCUUGGAAUGAACGAUGGUGAUGGAACACCAGAAGUUUACAAGUGCUCAACCUGGGGAGGAUUGGGUGAAUGCCUGGCCUAUCUUCUCCGUCGGGCAAUUGAGAAUCGGGAUGCUGUUCAACGGACGGAUAGCGAAUAUCAGGCGCUGAAGAAAGAGGCUUUCCGGAGAUGCAAGUCCGCUUUUUCUCUUUCGACAUCUUCAUAG